AUGGCGAAUGAACAAUCAGCAGCUUGGCCUAUUGCCGAUGAGUCGCUCUCCACCGAACUGCUGGACCUUGUCCAGCAGGCCUCGCACUACCGCCAGCUGAAGAAAGGCGCCAACGAAGCUACCAAGACCCUCAACCGCGGCACGUCCGAGCUCAUCGUGCUGGCCGCCGACACCACGCCGCUAGCCAUCCUACUGCAUCUGCCGUUGCUCUGCGAGGACAAGAACACGCCUUACGUCUACGUCCCCAGCAAAGUGGCCUUGGGACGCGCGUGCGGCGUCAGCCGCGCCGUCAUCGCCGCCAGCAUCACGACCAACGAGGCCAGCGACCUGACUGCGCAGAUCCGCAAUAUCAAGCAGAAGGUUGAGAGGCUGAUGAUUUGA
Messenger RNA from Ophidiomyces ophidiicola, 381 nucleotides. It is a transcript of the gene SNU13, whose product is annotated as RNA binding protein snu13. The record is from RefSeq and is a predicted model, not a curated record. Lineage: Eukaryota; Fungi; Ascomycota; Eurotiomycetes; Onygenales; Onygenaceae. Bases 1 to 381 code for a protein of 126 amino acids. The transcript has 4 exons. Gene Ontology annotation, biological process: mRNA splicing, via spliceosome; maturation of SSU-rRNA. Gene Ontology annotation, cellular component: box C/D methylation guide snoRNP complex; U4/U6 x U5 tri-snRNP complex; precatalytic spliceosome. Gene Ontology annotation, molecular function: RNA binding.